Molecule: messenger RNA, 666 nt
Organism: Psilocybe cubensis
Lineage: Eukaryota; Fungi; Basidiomycota; Agaricomycetes; Agaricales; Agrocybaceae
Product: Glutathione S-transferase
Exons: 5
Coding region: 1-666 (221 amino acids)
Cellular component (GO): cytoplasm
Molecular function (GO): glutathione transferase activity; glutathione binding
Source: RefSeq, a predicted model, not a curated record
AUGGUUCUCACUCUAGUUGGCAGCACAUCCUCCACUUGCUCUCUGCGCGUUGCGAUGGUUCUCCACGAGAAGAAAGUCCCCUUCGAGUUCAUACCCAUCGACCUGGCCAAGGGCGAACACAAAGCACCCCCGUACAUGGAAAAGCAGCCCUUCGGCGUCGUCCCAUACAUCGACGACGACGGGUUCAUUUUGUAUGAAAGCCGUGCGAUCUGUCAUUACAUCGCAUCCAAGUACGCCGGACAAGGCAACGAUACGUUGAUCCCGUCCUCUGAUCUCAAAGCCAUCGCGCUGUUCCAUCAAGCCGCGUCCACCGAGCUCUGCCACUUCAACGACUUUGCAGAGAAGAUCGUCGUCGAGAGGGUCUUCAAGCCGAUGAAUGGACUCGCUACGGACGAAGAGCACGUCAAGCGCCUUCUUGCGACGUUGGAGUACAAGCUCGAUGCGUAUGACAAGAUCCUGGGAAAGCAAAAGUAUCUUGCUGGAAAUACAUUCACCUUGGCGGAUUUAUUCCACAUUCCGUAUGGCGCCCUCCUUCCUGUUGCAGGCGCCCCUGCUCUUGAUCUUGACAAGAGGCCCAAUGUUGCUAGGUGGUGGAAGGAUAUCACCUCCCGCCCUACCUGGAACGCGGUCAAGGACGGUGUUAAAGCACACACCGGCGCUUAUUAA